AUGAGCGAGGGACCAUUGUUUUUGGAUAUAGUAGCUGAGGCAGACAAUCACGUGAGGAAAAAUGUGAAGACAGCCGCUCACAUGCAAUGCAAUGCAACCACACCCGUUACGUUUCUUUCAUUUAUGGUUUUGGGGGUUGAAUUAAGAAAGUGCAGAAAAUUUUAUCAGAAGCAAAAUUCCGACGCCAAAUUUCUCACAAUAAUCAGCGUUCUCGCUCAGGAGCGUUUGCUUGGCGCCGCACUCGGAACCGCGUUGACAGGGAUCAUAGUAUUUGAGCAACGGAAACGCAUCUAUGAAUCGAUUUCGGAUCACCAGUCUCAACUCCCUUCCCAAUCUCAGAUGAAAGAGACGAUCUUUGGAAAGAAAUCUCGCUCAGAGUUCGCUCUUCUAUGGAACAAAGCUGUGGACCAGAUAUUUGUGCCAGUGAUUGAGUCCAUUAGUUCACGUCGUUGGUAGAAAUUUGGAGUAACAACUGUUGAUGUGUCUAUUACUGCAUACAUCCUGGGGCCAUGCUUUUAAAAAAUUAUUUAUAUAUUCAGUUUCUUUUCCUUUUCGUUUAGGCUUGAAUGUCUUAGAAGUAGAUUGUUUUGUCUAAUCUACAUUGGAUCA
Messenger RNA from Hibiscus syriacus, 609 nucleotides. RefSeq lists its product as uncharacterized. The transcript has 4 exons. The coding region runs from base 1 to 456 and encodes 151 amino acids. Lineage: Eukaryota; Viridiplantae; Streptophyta; Magnoliopsida; Malvales; Malvaceae. The record is from RefSeq and is a predicted model, not a curated record.